GUUUCUCUGUGUUUUACAAAUCAAGUGAAAAAAAUGCAAGAAAUCAACCAUUCUAUUGGAUUCGACAAUGUCGUUGAUGUUGGGUCAUCGUUAUCACAGGUCAUAUUAUCAGGCGGCUCGACUACUUUAGAUCCAGUCUUCUCUCAUUGUCCACCACCGUCAACCGCCAUUAAGGAGCCAUUGGGCUCAUCGGUCUAUAUCCGGCAACGAGAUCUCCUUCAAAAAUUCUGCCAAGAAAACAGAGGAAGCCCUUCAAUUUCUCGAAAUUCCACGAAGGGUCUUCUUCUAGACUACAAAAAACCUCCAUUAACGACCAAUUACUUGAGCCCUCAAAAGAAGAAGCUGUACAGAGGGGUGAGACAGAGGCAAUGGGGAAAAUGGGUAGCCGAAAUCAGACUCCCGCAAAACAGAGUCCGUGUCUGGUUAGGCACUUACGACAACGCCGAAACCGCCGCUUAUGCUUACGAUCGCGCCGCGUAUAAGCUUCGAGGAGAAUACGCGAGGUUGAAUUUCCCGAACACGAAGGACUUGACUGAGUUGGGAUUUGCAGACUGUGCUAAGCUGAAGGCUUUAAAGAACACGGUGGACGCUAAGAUUCAAGUCAUUUGUCAAAAGGUGAAAAGAGAGAAGAAAACUAAGAAGAAAGCAGCGAAACAAGCUAGUGUUUCGGAGCCGUUGUCUAAUUCCUCGCCGCCUUUGUUUUUUAGCGACGAAUUAAGCAACGAAUCGGCGACGCCGAAAGUGUCGGAAGAUGGGUUUUGGAGAUGUAAGAAUUCGCCUUCUUCUGUUUUGAAUGAUUAUCCGACGAUGAUUACAGAGGAACCAGUGUUUGAAGAUUGUUCGCUUGCGAGAAUGCCGUCUUUUGAUGCUGAAUUGCUGUGGGAGAUUCUUGCUAAUUAGGAUGAUUAUUCUUUUUGUUUUUCACUUCUUAU
Messenger RNA from Hibiscus syriacus, 932 nucleotides. Its product is annotated as ethylene-responsive transcription factor ERF061-like. The record is from RefSeq and is a predicted model, not a curated record. Lineage: Eukaryota; Viridiplantae; Streptophyta; Magnoliopsida; Malvales; Malvaceae. The coding region runs from base 34 to 900 and encodes 288 amino acids. Gene Ontology annotation, molecular function: DNA-binding transcription factor activity; DNA binding. Gene Ontology annotation, biological process: regulation of DNA-templated transcription. The transcript has a single exon.